CACUCUCGCUCAUGCGUGCCGGCUUGCAACGUGUCCUCGCCACUCGCUACGCUCGCCCGCUCGCCCGUCGAAACUUCUCCUCUUCUCGUUCCCGCCUCAACGCCAACGCCAACACACUCGCCAUGUCCGACCACGACCACGACCACGAGCACCUGCUCUCGCUGGUGCGCCGCAUGAUCCCGCCCCUCUCGCCGAAGCUGCACAAGGGGCAGGCGGGCCGUAUCGGGGUAUUGGGCGGCUCGGGGGACUACUCCGGCGCGCCGUUCUUCGCGGCGAUGGGCGCGAUGCGGUUCGGCGCCGACCUCGCACACGUCAUCUGCGAGCCGGCCGCCGGCGCGGUGAUCAAGACGUACGCGCCCGACUUGAUCGUGCACACGACGCUCGACGCGUCCGCGGAGGACGCGGAGCGCGCGGCGCGCCGCGAGCUCGAGGGCCUCAUGGAGCGGCUGCACGUGCUCGUCAUCGGCCCGGGGCUCGGCCGCAGCGCCUUCAUGCAGGGCUGUGCGCGCAGCGCGCUGCACAUCGCGCGCGAGCGCGAUAUCGGCGUCGUCGUUGAUGCCGACGGGUUGUGGUUGCUCAACUCGGAGCCAGAGCUCGUGCGCGACUGGAGCGGGGCGAAGCGCGUCGUCCUCACACCGAACGUUAUGGAGUUUAAGCGGCUGUGCGAGGCCAUGAAUGUGCCGACGGACGCGCCGGAGACGCGGAGCGGCGAGCUUGCGCGCGCGCUCGGCGGCGUCACGAUCCUGCAGAAGGGGCCGAGCGACGCGAUUUCGGACGGCGCGCAGAUCCCCGCCGCGCUCCGCGGCAGCAGCGGGAAGGACAUGCUGACCGUGUCCGUGCCGGGCGGGCUGAAGCGCGUCGGUGGACAGGGCGACAUUUUGUCGGGCACGACGGCAGCGCUGCUUGCGUGGGGGCGCGAAUGGGCGCGCGGCGCAUACGAGCAUGUGGGGCAUGCGCCGCGCAGCGACGAGGACAAGGCUGUCGCGCAGCACGUCGCGCUGCUUGCUGCCUAUGGCGCAAGUGCGUUCAACCGCACCGUGUCCCGGACGGGGUGGGAGCGGAAGAAGCGCGCCAUGGUCACGCACGACCUCGUCGACAUCGUGGGCGAGGUGUACGAAGACAUGUUUGGGCAGUACCAGGAGGCAGAGAGUAAGGGCAAGCUAUGACAAGUACAUGCACGCUGGGGGCUACAGACGGGAAGAGGCAGGCAAGCUUAGUACAUCUCCAGGCCCUGGGGUCAGCGCGACUCGGCAUCCAUGGGCGACCCACCAUGCCGUCGUUGAUCUCAUAGUCCUCGAGCUUGACGUGGUCCUUGAACAUGAUAUACGCCUUCUUGAGCUGGA
Messenger RNA from Cutaneotrichosporon oleaginosum, 1343 nucleotides. RefSeq lists its product as uncharacterized. Gene Ontology annotation, molecular function: ATP-dependent NAD(P)H-hydrate dehydratase activity. The record is from RefSeq and is a predicted model, not a curated record. NCBI's taxonomy places the organism in Eukaryota, Fungi, Basidiomycota, Tremellomycetes, Trichosporonales, Trichosporonaceae. Gene Ontology annotation, biological process: metabolite repair.